AUGACUUUUCUCGUGGGAAAACCUCUAACAUGGGCAAUCACGGCCACUGCUGGUAGUGGCUUUCUGCUUUUUGGCUAUGAUCAGGGUGUUAUGUCUGGCAUCCUGUCAGGGGAUGCCUUCACUCGAACCUUUCCCGAGAUUGAUACCACUGCUAGUGGACACGGAAGUUCUUCGUUGCAAGGCACUGUUGUUGCUAUCUAUGAAAUCGGCUGCUUCCUGGGUGCCCUGGUGGCGCUAUUUGCAGGCGAACGACUAGGCCGUCGCAUGUGUAUCAUGGCCGGCUGCGUUAUCCUCAGCAUCGGUGCUGCCCUCCAGGCGACGGCAUAUACCAUUCCACAUAUGAUCGUGGGCCGCAUUGUGGCUGGCGUUGGAAACGGCCUCAACACAAGUACCAUCCACUACGGUAUGAGCUACGUGAAAAGCGAGGCCCAGUUUCGCUUUCCCCUGGCUCUGCAGAUUCUCUUCGCCAUAAUCACCUUUAUUGGUGUCAUACUCCUGCCUGAAUCUCCCAGAUGGCUCAUCGCGCACGACCGGCACAACGAAGCCCGCCACAUCCUGUGGGCCAUCCAGCCUAACGCCCAUCAUAUAUCCGAAGAUGACCCGGUGGUGAACCUUGACGUUGCGGACAUCACCAAGGCCAUUGUGGAAGAACAGGCAGCUUCCAAGGAGGGAUCUUUCAGGGCUGUGUUCAAGAACGGUCCUCAGCGGUUCCUUCAUCGAACACUACUCGGAAUGGGUGGCCAAAUGAUGCAGCAGAUGUCUGGGGUGAACCUCAUCACCUAUUACAACACCGUGAUCUUCGAGAAAUCCGUCGGCAUGACCCAUAACUUGGCUUUGCUGAUGGCCGGGUUUAACGGGGUCGCUUAUUUCGUCUCGACGUUUGUCCCCAUCUGGACCAUUGAUCGACUGGGGCGACGCAAAUUGAUGCUCUUUGCCGCUGCUGGCCAAUGCUGUUGCAUGGCGAUCUUGGCCGGCACUGUAUGGGACGGUAGCCAUGCCUCUGGAAUUGUGGCCACGGUCAUGCUCUUCCUGUUCAAUUUUUUCUUUGGCGUGGGCCUCCUCGCAAUUCCCUGGCUCUGGAUCUUCACCUUCCUCGUCGUGGAAAUCACCCCGGUGAGCAUCGACAACAUCGGCUACCGCACCUACAUCUACUUUGCCGUCUUCAACUUCUGCUUCCUCCCACUGAUCUACUUCUUCUACCCGGAGCCGCGCAACCUGACCCUGGAACAAGUCGACCUGCUCUUCACCGGCGAGAAGGUGAAACUGCACUGGCAUCCCUCCAUGGGUACCGCCGGCGACCCGACCGCGCGCGUGGUGGCGAGCAAGAAAGAGUCCGAGAGCGACGUUCAGCAUGUGGAGUAA
Aspergillus terreus NIH2624 is the source of this 1362-nucleotide messenger RNA. RefSeq lists its product as uncharacterized. Gene Ontology annotation, biological process: transmembrane transport; carbohydrate transport. Bases 1 to 1362 code for a protein of 453 amino acids. Gene Ontology annotation, cellular component: membrane. The record is from RefSeq and is a predicted model, not a curated record. NCBI's taxonomy places the organism in Eukaryota, Fungi, Ascomycota, Eurotiomycetes, Eurotiales, Aspergillaceae. The transcript is spliced from 9 exons. Gene Ontology annotation, molecular function: carbohydrate:proton symporter activity.